Messenger RNA from Mucor velutinosus, 837 nucleotides. RefSeq lists its product as uncharacterized. Gene Ontology annotation, biological process: regulation of transcription by RNA polymerase II. The transcript has 3 exons. Bases 1 to 837 code for a protein of 278 amino acids. Lineage: Eukaryota; Fungi; Mucoromycota; Mucoromycetes; Mucorales; Mucoraceae. Gene Ontology annotation, cellular component: nucleus. The record is from RefSeq and is a predicted model, not a curated record.
AUGGUCCAUGAUAGCCAACCUUUGAAGAACUGGAACGGCGGAGCAAAGCCCUCUACUCGAAAGAGAAAGACUGUGGACGUCUCAUUCCCUUUGAGCCAAAACCAUGAUCCUGCCAGACAAAAGAGAGCCAAGACAUCAAACGCAAGCCAAUUCCUGGUCGAUGGAUUCAGUCCAAUGAAUCACCUUCCUCGAAUCGUUGCCAACAGACACAGCAUUGCCUCUGUGAGCAGACUAGCGAGACGUAAAUCAGUGGAUGUCAAGGGUCUCAUACUGCAAUUGAUUGAUGAGAUAUAUCCACCUCUGGUCUGUCCAGAAUGUUGUCAUGUGAGCACAGCACGCUCAGAAGCCGAUCAACAUUUAAAAUCAAAACAUUUCGGACAAAAGGUAUUCAAAUGUGUUUCCUCAGGCUGCACACAAGUAUAUUCAUCUAAAGCCGGACUACGAUAUCAUAUGGAACAUGCUCAUAAAAUAAGUCGCAUAAGCGACAUCAGCCAAAGUCCCUCCUCCAAUAAGAAGGCAGAUCGACAACAACAGGCCAGAACGACUUCGUCGCCAUCAUCAACUUCGAUACAAAAUGACACUAAAAAAAGUAAAAAGCCUCAAUUGUCAGCACCGAUGGAAAACAAGCUCAACGAAGUCUAUCCCCUCACCACUUGUCCUGCAUGCAGCGAGGAAUUCAUAAAAAAAACGCACGUUAUCAAACAUUUGGUGCAAGUCCAUCAUGGGGAGGAGCCGUACAAAUGUGUGGUAUCGGGUUGUAAGCGCUCAAGAACGUAUGCGACAAGGGAAGGUCUGAUCUAUCAUUUGAACAGCUAUCAUGAUAACGCUCUGCAUUGA